UAUUUUUCUGGAUAUAUACCAUAACUUAAAUAUCUUAGAAAAAAUACAAAACAAAGUAAUAAGAAUUAUAUUAAAAUGUGACUAGAAUGUUGAACAGAAGUGUUGAAAUUGCUCGGUUGGAUCAGCAUAAAAAUAGAAUAAUUGUUAAUAACAUCAAAAUUACAUAUUUUAGACAUUAUGUUAAACAAAUUGCGAGUUACAUCCGCAUAACACUAGACAAGCUAGUUAUUUUCAUGGAAAUAACCAAUCUAAUAGAGCAGGGCAGUCAUAGUUCGUAUGCGGUUUAAAACUAUAUCAUUAAAUCAAAAUUUUAUUAAAAAAAAAGACUUCUUCAAACAUUAGAAGAAACUUAACUAAAAUAUAGUGUACAUUUAUUUUAAUCUCUUGUAAAAUUUGCUAAAUAAAUAAAUGAAAGUAACUAAAGCUAUUAAAAAAAAAGUACUACCUCUUAUUUGGGAUAUGAUCAAAGUUUAGAAAACCAUUCCGAAGUUAAAAGAACUUUGCAAAAGCAUAAGACAAAAUAGCUUGAUAAAUGGCUAAAGCAAAUUUGUCAGGUUUCAGCCUUUUCAAGUUUUCUUUGAGAAAAAAAUCAAGAUGGGUUGUCUGGAAAAACUUCAAGAUAAAGUACCAUGUUUUAUGUCCAGAAAAUUUUCGUUUACCACUAUGACAUUUCUUCUAACGACUUUUUUUCUUAUUGAAAUAGUUGUUGGUUAUAUAACAAAUUCAAUGGCAUUAAUAGCUGAAGCAUUUCACAUGCUCUCAGAUGUUGUAUCUUUAAUUGUUGCUUGGUUAGCGUUAAAGUACUCUUCAAAACAAGCACCAAAGGAUAAAUAUACAUAUGGUUAUGCACGCGCAGAAGUACUAGGGGCACUUGUGAAUGCUGUAUUUUUAGUUGCUUUAUGUUUUUCAAUUUUUAUUGAAGCAGUAAAAAGACUUGUUAUUGUUGAACCAAUUGAAAAUCCAAUUUUAGUGUUUUGGGUAGGAGCAGCUGGACUCAUUGUGAAUCUAUUUGGAAUGUUUUUAUUUUAUCAAACAGGACAUGGUCAUUCUCAUGGCGGAGUUUCACAUUCCCAUUCUCAUGGAAAUGAAAAUGAUAAGCACAGUCACGGAAAAGAGUCAAAAUCUCAUUCUCAUUCACACGGAAGUAAAAAUGAUAAAAACUUAAAUAAAAAAUUGUCAAGUCAUUCAAAUGAUGAUAAAAAAACUGUGAAUAAGGAACUAUCAAAGCAUAUACAUAUUCACACAAAUUCACCUGGUAAAAUAUCUCACCGAAGUAACAAUGAAAUUUCUUCUAGUAGCAACAAUGGUCACUCUCAUGGUGGGGAGAAUGGGCAUUCUCAUGGUGGUGAAAAUGCGAAUGGUGAACAUUCACAUGGUGGUAACAACAGACAUUCACAUGGUGGUGACAAUGGGCAUUCACAUGGUAAGGAUAACGGGCAUUCACACAAUGUUGACAAUGGACAUUCACAUGGUGGUGACACAACAAACCAUUCAGAUACUCAAGAUUCAUGGAAACAUCUUUGCAUAGAUGAUGAUGAAAAAAAUACGCACAAAUGGGAAGAAACUAAAAAGCUUUUAAAUGAAGAAAAAAAUGAAGAUUCAUCCAUUGAUAUGAACUGUGAAAAGCAAGAAUCAAAAACACAAUCUGCUGGUCAAUUAAAUAUUCAUGCUGUCUACCUACAUAUUCUUGGGGAUGCCUUAGGUAGUGUAAUUGUCAUGACUAGUGCCCUAAUUAUUGUAUAUGCAACAGGAACGUGGACGUUGUAUGUCGAUCCAACUAUGUCAAUUAUAAUGGUCAUGAUAAUUCUGAAAACCUCUAUACCAUUACUUGUUAAUACUUCUAAAAUUUUAAUGAACUCAGUACCCAAUCAUAUUCAAGUAAAAAACAUGAAAGAGCGUCUAUUAAAAAAAAUACCGCAGAUACGUAAUGUUCAUGAGCUGCACGUAUGGCAACUUGCUGGCGAUAAAAUUAUUGCUUCAGUUCACGUAAAAUUUGCUACACCACAUGAUUAUGAAGAGACAUCUCUAAAAAUUAAAGAGUUUUUCCAUAAUGAAGGAAUACACUCUACAACUGUUCAAAUUGAAUUUGAAAAACAAGAUAAUGAAGUUGAUAGACGCGGCCACUGCAUGGUUUUAUGUUCAUUAGACAGUGCAUGCGAUGAAAUGAUGUGCUGCAAGCCAGGAGAUGACAGCAAAUAAAAUUAUUUUUUCAUCGGUUCUUUAUUAUUUUUUAAACUAAAAAAUUUAUUUUUUGUAUGUAUUGUAUCUAGUAUUAAAAAUGGUGACGCGAUCAUGUGCUACAAGCCUGGAAAUGACAACAAUUAAAAAUUAUUUUUGUUAUUAAAUGUUUAUUUUUUUAUAUAAAUUGUAUUUAGUAUUAAAAAAUUUAUAUCAAGAUAUUUUAGUUUCUACAUUAUUUAAAUAUAAAUAUUUGGCGUAUUUAUUUAAAUAUUUAUAUAAAUAUUUGACGUAUUUAUUUUUUUAACAGACUUAUUAUAAAUGUAUUAUUAUUAAUGUUUGUAUUAUUUAUUAUAUGAGAUAAAUGUGCAUUUAUUCUGACUUUAUUACAUAAUUUUUUUAUAUUGUAUUUUAUGUUAAAAAGUACUAAACGAUAAGUCUGUGUAGUUUACGCAAAA
Messenger RNA from Hydra vulgaris (swiftwater hydra), 2636 nucleotides. RefSeq lists its product as uncharacterized. Gene Ontology annotation, cellular component: membrane. Gene Ontology annotation, biological process: zinc ion transmembrane transport; intracellular zinc ion homeostasis; detoxification of zinc ion. The record is from RefSeq and is a predicted model, not a curated record. Lineage: Eukaryota; Metazoa; Cnidaria; Hydrozoa; Anthoathecata; Hydridae. Gene Ontology annotation, molecular function: zinc ion transmembrane transporter activity.